AUGACGAGUGCAUCAAGCUCCGGAGAAACCUCGCAAAGCCCAGAAUCCUGUGGCUCAACUGAGGUCACUACUCCCGAGGGAUUCAAAGCCGAAACUACUAGCCUUGCCCAAAGACAUACGAGAUGGCGUCCAUCUUUUCAUAUUAUGCCUCAAACGGGAUGGAUGAAUGAUCCAUGCGCACCUGGAUACGACCCCUCUACCGGGUUGUAUCACGUCUCCUUUCAGUGGAACCCUAAUGGCCCUGACUGGGGUGAUAUUGCUUGGGGAACUGCGACUUCCAGUGAUAUGAUUUCAUGGGACAUUCAAGAACAUCCCAUCUUGUCACCAGACAAUAGAUAUGACUCCAAAGGUGUCUUCACAGGGUGCUUUGUCAAAGCAGCAGAUGGAACUCUCAACUACAUCUAUACCUCUGUCAGCUCCCUCCCAAUCCACCACACCAUCCCGCAUCAAACUGGCUGUGAGACAUUAAGCAUCGCAACAUCUUCGGACCAUGGAAAGACUUGGCAUAAAAGUGAUAGGAACCCAAUUCUUCCGGGUGAACCGUCCGAUCUCGAUGUCACUGGCUGGAGAGAUCCAUUCUGUGCUCCUUGGCCCAACAUGAGCAAGGUUCUGGGGUUAGACUCAACGGAUACCUUAUUCGGUAUUAUUUCCGGAGGCAUCAGGGAUAUUACACCUACAAGUUUUCUCUACAAGAUUAGCGUGAACAACCUGAGUGACUGGGAGUAUCUCGGCCCCCUUGCAAAUUUUGGUCUGAAUCUCAGGCCGUCACGGUGGUCUGGUGAUUUAGGAAGGAAUUGGGAGGUGACGAACUUCCUGUCACUGUCCGAAGAGAAUGAUCCCCAUUCGAUCUUCGACUUUCUGAUCAUGGGUACUGAAGGCUGUCUCGAGGGUGGUCCUGAAGGAUCUCCGGGCAGUGCAUGUCCAUCGCGUCCAAGCCGUGGCCAGCUUUGGAUGUCUGGCAAUCUUCAGAAAGAUGAAGCUACUGGUCUUGCAGAUAUUUCGUAUGGCUUCGGAGGUCAUCUCGACCAUGGUUGUCUCUAUGCGGCCAACUCUUUCUUUGAUCCACGAAUUCAGCAAUACGUUGUCUGGGGGGGGAUCACAGAAGAAGACCUGUGUGAUGAUCUUCGCCAUCAGCAAGGAUGGAGCGGGUCGCUUUCAAUGCCCCGACAGCUUCAUCUACAGACUCUUCACAAUGUAGUUGGCGCAUUGGUCUCUGAUUUGCCCUGCAUCACCUCACUCAAGCUCGAACCAGAGGCCGAUGGAGCUUUCACUAUCCACACUCUGGCCAGUGAGCCAUAUAAGCCUUUGGUUCAGUAUCUUCGAACAUCUUCAGAGGCGCGUUCUUCACAUUUGCGGGCAUCGUGUCUGGAUAAUGAUUCUGCCGAGGUUGGCUUCUCUCUAGAAAGCCUGAACAGUAAGCACUGGGAGCUUGAGUGCUCUUUUAAGAUCUCGAAAACUUGCUCUCGGGUUGGUAUAUCCAUUGGCCAUUCAAGAGACUUUCAAAAUGCAACGACAAUGGUAUUCAAGCCGCAAGAUGAAACUUUCACGAUUUCCCGGCCAUCCUUUCCCCGUCCCGAUUCGGCUUUAUUGAUCAAUAGCUUCCCUGAAAUAGCGCCACACACCUUGUUCACAGGGACGAGCCCCAACAACGGAGAAGAAUGGACGGAAAGCUUGGAUAUUCGCGCAUGGAGAGAUAAUUCUGUCCUGGAGGUAUUUGUCAAUGGUCGGACUGCGAUCUCCACUCGUCUUUACGCGGCCGAGGAAACAUUUGGUAUGCGGUUCUUUGCCGAGGAUGAUACAUCGAACCCUGGAGUGCUGCUGCGGACGAGCCACGUUGGUCCAACAGAGUUGAAAUUUGCAAAUUUGUGGCAAGGAAUUACGAUUUAG
This is a messenger RNA of Penicillium manginii, 1887 nucleotides long. RefSeq names its product glycoside hydrolase family 32 protein. The coding region runs from base 1 to 1887 and encodes 628 amino acids. Lineage: Eukaryota; Fungi; Ascomycota; Eurotiomycetes; Eurotiales; Aspergillaceae. The transcript is spliced from 2 exons. The record is from RefSeq and is a predicted model, not a curated record. Gene Ontology annotation, biological process: sucrose catabolic process. Gene Ontology annotation, molecular function: sucrose alpha-glucosidase activity.